This is a messenger RNA of Camelina sativa (false flax), 789 nucleotides long. RefSeq lists its product as uncharacterized. Lineage: Eukaryota; Viridiplantae; Streptophyta; Magnoliopsida; Brassicales; Brassicaceae. The record is from RefSeq and is a predicted model, not a curated record.
GCUUAACCCACCACCUUUGUAUUUGUACAUUGUAUAUAAAUAGUGAUGUGUGUUUUUUUAUUAUUAUUCAAUCACAAAUCCUUUUACUUACUUUCUCAGAAAUUCUAACUAUUAAAAAAAAAUUGGGUCACUAUAAGCAGCCAUCAUGGCUAGAGUGAUGCUAUGGUUUCUUGUUUCCUUGUAUCUAUGCCUCAUUGGUCAUAUGAUUAGCGAGGCUGCAAGAGAAGGUGCCUCCAUGAGGAAUGACGCACACUCCAGUGAGAUAGGAAGAGAAAGUGCGCUCAUGAGGAAUGAUGCACACUCCAGUGAGAUAGGAAAGAAGAGUGUCCGACACGUAUCCGGAUUUAAGGGUGAGCUCACAGCUGGUGGUUAUGGAGGGGGAGGCCCAGGCUACGGUGGUGGAUACGGGCCAGGUGGUGGUGGUGGUGGUGGUGUUAUGAUCGGUGGUGGAUUUGGCGGUGGUGCUGGGUAUGGGUCGGGUGGUGGUUUAGGUUGGGAUGGAGGCAACGGAGGAGGCGGUCAGGGAUACGGGUCAGGUGGUAUCGGAGGUGGAGUCGUCAUUGGCGGUGGAGGUGGUGGGUGUGGCGGUUCAUGCGGUGGUGGCGGAGGAGGAUAUGGACACCACGGAGCCAGCAUGAAGGAAUCAGGCAAAAACUAGAAGAAAACAAAACAUGCAGCUUUCUUUAGGUCGUUUUAGGACGAAGAAUAAGGAUGUACUUUAGCAUCUGACCAUGUUUAACAGUUUGUAGUGGCAUCACUUUAAAUGGAAUAAAGAACCAAAUAGGUUCU